Molecule: messenger RNA, 510 nt
Organism: Thecamonas trahens ATCC 50062
Lineage: Eukaryota; Apusomonadida; Apusomonadidae
Exons: 2
Coding region: 5-397 (130 amino acids)
Biological process (GO): mRNA processing; positive regulation of DNA-templated transcription, elongation; regulation of transcription elongation by RNA polymerase II
Cellular component (GO): DSIF complex; nucleus
Molecular function (GO): RNA polymerase II complex binding; zinc ion binding
Source: RefSeq, a predicted model, not a curated record
CCACAUGUCGGUCACCGUCAACACAAAGAUGCUCCCCAGGGGCCUCAAGGAGCUCCGCGCAUGCCGCUCGUGCCUCCUGGUCAAGAACCGUGGCCAGUUUGAGAACACCGGAUGCGAGAACUGCGGCGAGGAGGUCGGCGAGGCCAUCGCCUAUCUCACCACCACCUCCUUCUCGGGCCUCAUUGCCGUCAUGGACAACGACACCUCAAAGUCAUGGGUCUCGCGCUACCAGCGCCUCGGCGAGCGCAAGCCGGGUAUGUACGCCAUCAAGAUCACAGACACUCGCCCGGCCGAGGACACACCCGCCUCAGGCGCCGCCCGUGACCACUUUGAGCCCAACGAGGAUGACAACAACUUUAUUGUCGACGAUGAAGAAGACCCCGAGGCUGUCUUCUAGCUCAUCUCCUGCUCAGAGCGUCUUGUGCAUGUGAAAGUGCGGGACGCCGACCUCCUCAAACGGCUCGCCGUGAACACUGUAGCCGAGCUUCUCAUAAAAGCCUGCCGCCACCU